AUGGAUUAUAAUGAUGAAGAUGAACCAUUUAAUUCAUUGAUUGGCAUUGAUAAAUUAAUUGGUGAUAAAUUAAUUAAAGCUUCAAAACAAUUAAAUCUUUCAUUAUACAUGUCAACUUUAGUAAUUAAAGAGAAUAGAUUCAUUGAGGAUCCAAAAAAUGUUGAUUUUCAACAAGAUCUAAAAGAAUGGGAUAAUUAUGAUUUCGAUUCAUUCUUAAUUAAUUUCUUUGAUUUAAAUAAUGAACUUUGGGAAGAAAUGAUAAUGAAUACAUUGGAAUUUGAUGAAGUUUUACCUGGUGGUUCUUUAAGUGAAAUAGAGAAUCACUUGUAUAAAAAAAAGUUACCGUUUCAUUAUCAAUCUCAAAUUACUCAACAAUUAUUUUAUAAAGUUUCAAGUUUUGUCUUUUUUAAUUCUUCUGAAAAAUCAACUAUAAUUGAAAAAUAUUGUUCAAAAAAUUCAAUAAAAGAAAGAGAAUUAAAUAAAUUAAAACAAGAAAUAAAUAAAUAA
Messenger RNA from Dictyostelium discoideum AX4, 507 nucleotides. RefSeq lists its product as hypothetical. Bases 1 to 507 code for a protein of 168 amino acids. The record is from RefSeq and is a predicted model, not a curated record. NCBI's taxonomy places the organism in Eukaryota, Evosea, Eumycetozoa, Dictyosteliales, Dictyosteliaceae. The transcript has a single exon.